AAGAAGGCAUUUCCUGUUUCCUGAGAGGCAUUCUGGCUUUUUUCUCCGUUAGACUUGGAAGCGAAAAUCGAGGGCAGAGUCAGAGCAAAGCCACAAUGCAUCGUCUCAUUUUUGGGCAUUCUUUCGCCGUGCUUGUGGCACUGAUCCUUCUCACCGGGCUCGCGUUCUACUUUCUCAAUAAGAAGAAAGCUAGUGUGUGUGGAAAUGCAAAAGAUGCUGAUACUGGCGCAUCUGGUUCAAUGCUUGCGCUGAUAGAAACUGAUUCCGAUGGAUCUAGUUCAUCUCCAAAAAAAAUUGAUAACGUUGCAUCUAGUUCGUCUCCGAUAGAAACUAACAACGGUGCAUCUAGUUCAUUGACCACGUCAACUGGAAACUGCUACGAGGUGUUCUUGAGCUUCAGAGGCCCAGAUACUCGAAAAAGCUUCACCGAUCACCUCUACAAUGGGCUCCUCGGUGCCGGAAUUGAUGUUUUUAGAGACAAUGAUGAGCUCCACCAAGGCGAAAACAUUAGACCAGAGCUUUUGGCAGCCAUCACAAAAAGUAAGAUCCUCAUCCCCAUUCUCUCCGAGAAUUAUGGUACAAGCGGCUGGUGCCUGGACGAACUGGUUCAAAUAAUGGAGUGCAAGAAUAAUAACGAGCGCAUAGUAUUGCCUAUAUUCUACAAAGUAAAACCAGCUGACGUGCGAUAUCAAACUGGGAGUUUUGGAGAUGCAUUUCAUGAGCGUGAGAGGCGUUUGCGUGAGAGGUCUUCUUUCGACCCAACGAUUUUGGGGAAAUGGAAGAAAGCACUCGAUGAAGUUAGCACCUUGAAAGGAUAUGAAGCCGAUGGGUAUGAAGCAGAAUUGGUGAAAUCGGUUGUCCGGAAAGCAUUGAGCGAAUUGAAGAAAAAGUUUGAGUUGGUUAUUUCUGAGAAUUUGGUUGGCAUUGAUAGUCAUGUGAAGAAGGUUAUGGAAUUUGUGGAUGAUAAAUCUCAUGCCACCCUAUUUAUUGGCAUCCACGGAAUGGGAGGCAUUGGUAAGACUACUCUUGCUAAAGCCAUCUACAACAAGCUCUCCAAUCAAUUUGAGCAUUGUAGCUUCAUUGCUGAUAUAAGGGAAUCGUGGAAGCGUGGCGUUCAUUACUUACAGAAUCAGUUAAUCUAUGAUAUAUUGAAGCAAGAAAAUGAAGUUCGUAAUGAGGAUGAAGGGACUCGGUUCAUCUCCUCCAAGUUUAAAGGUAAAAAGGUCCUUGUUCUUCUUGAUGAUGUGGAUAUUGUCCUGCAGUUGAAACAUUUGGCUGGUAAUCGUGAUUGGUUUUCUUCGGGAAGUAGGAUCAUUAUUACCACUAGAAACAAGAGUAUUCUUGAAGAAGUUGGGGUGGACUACGCCUAUGACCAUAAGGAAAUGGAUAGAGAUCAAUCUUUGAUUCUGUUUAGCAAGCAUGCGUUUCGAAAGGACUCUCCUCUAAAGAAAUUUAAGGACCUCACUCAGGAAGUUGUGUCCAUCACCGGAGGACUUCCCUUAUCCCUUGAGGUUUUAGGUUCAUUAUUGUGCGGAAAAAAGCUACCGUUCUGGAGAGGUACAAUAGACAAGUUAAAAAAAGUGCCUCCUAAGGAAGUGCGAGAAAAGUUAAGGAUAAGUUAUGAAGCAUUAGACUAUGAACAAAAACAAAUAUUUUUAGAUAUCGCUUGCUUUUUCAUUGGCACUGACAAGAGAAUCGCAUCCUACAUGUGGGAAGCCUGUCGCUUUUUCCCUGAUGAGGGAAUUGAAGUAUUGAGAUUCACGUCAUUAAUAAAAAUUGGAGAUAAUCAUGGUCUCCGAAUGCAUGAUCAACUGAGAGAUCUUGGUAGGGAAAUAGUCCGCGAGGAAAAUCAGCGGGAGCCUCAAAACCGUAGCAGGUUAUGGGACUUUGAGGAAGUCCAUAAAGUGCUAAAGGAAAAUAAGGGAACAGAAAAGAUUGAGGCGAUUAUUCUGAGUAAAGGCAGCUUAGAAGGCUCCGACAAAAUGGCUAAACGAGAUGGCAACAUUUACACAGCAAAACAAUUCAAGAAUUUGACGAAUCUAAGAUUCCUUCGUAUUGAAGGGGCACAUAUCAGUGGAGAUUUUAAGGACUCAAUUGAGGGGUUAAGGUGGCUUCAAUGGCAAAAAUGUCCCAUGAAUUUUGAAGUAAAAAAUUUUCAUGUAACGAAAUUAGCUGUACUCGAAUUGCAAUACUACCUGAUGGAUGAGAAAUGGAAAGGAUGGAGUUCUUUCCUGAUGGCAGAGAGGCUCAAAUAUCUCAGCCUCGCAGGUUGUGUAUUCUUGCGAAAUACGAUCUUCCUCUCUGCUUUUAAGCAUUUGGAGGUUCUCAUCCUCAAUCGUUGUUGGAAACUGAAGCAGAUCGAUCCUUCAAUUGGAGACAUGAAGGCCCUCCUUCGCUUGGAUUUGAAGGGGUGUCAGUUCCUUAGAAAGCUUCCAGCAGAAAUAGAGUCUCUGGAGAAUCUAGAGAUUUUGAAGAUUUCUGACACCAAUAUAGAAGAAUUACCCAAGGGUAUUGGGAGGUUGAGAAAGCUCCGAGAGUUACGCGCUUCACGUUGCAUCAAACUGAAAGGGGAAUUGCCGGAGAGCAUGUGCAAUCUUUCUUCCCUACAACGCCUUGAUUUUUUUCUCUGCAGACAUCUCCAAUCGUUGCCGGACAAUGUUCCUUCCAGCUUAACAGAUUUGGGCGUCACCUGUCGAAGCUGCAAAUUGCCCUCACUUUCCCACCUAACCCAUCUCAAGCGACUACGAGUUGGUUACUGCCAAGUUCUGAAGUGCAUCGAAGUGCUUCCAUCAACACUAUUGAAGAAUUCAGAAUGCUCCCAACUAACAGACAUUGAAGAAUUAGAAUUACCACAAUCCCUAAACACUCCCUUCGAGUUGGAAAUCUUGGACGUUCGGGGCUGUCGAUCUAUUAAAACAGUGGACGUUUCACAGUUUAUCUAUCUAAGGACAUUAUUCGUCUCUGGUUGCGAUAAUCUAGUUGAAGUUCGAGGUCUUGAACUUGACAAAUUGAUAUAUUUGGAAAGCUUGACUGUCUCAGGAUGCGAUUCAAUUGAGAGACUGCUCCUUCCAAAAUCCAAGAGCCUGAAGAAAUUAGUUGCUCAAUUGUGCAAGAAAUUAGCCGAAAUUCAAGGCCUCGAUAGGUUGGAGUUUUUGGAAAGCCUGAAUGUCUCUAGGAGCGUUUCAAUUAAAAGGCUAGACCUUCCAAAAUCCAGGAGGCUGAAGAUAUUAUACGCUGAUGAAUGCAAAAACUUAGCCGAAAUUCAAGGCCUCGAUAGGUUGGAGUUUUUGGAAGAACUGAGGAUCCGUGGAUGCGAGUCACUCAAGACAAUUCCAGAAUUAUCUGGAGUGCGGAUUUAUCAAAAUUACGAGCAAAAGGCAAUUGGAUAUCCAUUUCGGUCAGCCGUGUGAGUAAUAUACUGAAAAUGGUCCACAUUUUCUAACUAAGGGUACAUAAAGCAGGUAUUCGGGGGAGAUGUUCAUGGAAGUCAAUGUGUGCUUUGGCAAUGUGAUUCUGCUUAUCAUGCCAGCAACGGAAAUAGAAGAAAAGGCUUUCUAAGCGCAUCAUUUGUCAUUAGUUUUCGGGUAUCUGAUAGCAUGCCAAAGGUUAUCGUAUAGGCCGAGAAAUGCUAAAUGAAGGACCCUAUAUGGCAGUCCUUCUAAUGUGAGGUUUUAGUUUGCUUUGCACUCAUCAUGCUGUUCGUGACUGCAUGUUUCUAAGGAUUCGGUUAUCAUGCCACUGCUUGAUGUAAAUGUUGUAAUAUCCAAGAGAACUUUCGCAAGGCAUUUCUAAAA
Messenger RNA from Syzygium oleosum, 3794 nucleotides. RefSeq names its product disease resistance protein RUN1-like. Lineage: Eukaryota; Viridiplantae; Streptophyta; Magnoliopsida; Myrtales; Myrtaceae. The record is from RefSeq and is a predicted model, not a curated record. Gene Ontology annotation, biological process: signal transduction; defense response. The transcript is spliced from 7 exons. Gene Ontology annotation, molecular function: ADP binding. The coding region runs from base 96 to 3410 and encodes 1104 amino acids.